AUGGAGUACACACCAAAUGAAGAAAAGACCACAGACUACAUAGGCAUUAUAACAAAUUUAUUUAAUUACUUCUCACUGGGUAUCGAUGAUAAGGUAACUCCCCAAGGGAACACACCCGAUGUGCAAAGAGCUGGCAGAGCAACCCCUCACCCACGAAACAGCAUACAACAAGUAGUUUACAAUUUGAAGUUGAAGAGGUCAUCCAACUUGAAGAUCUCCACUCGGUUUGGCUUGGACGCCCCGGUGAUGCAAAACAAAAAGGGAUUUGACAAAGAACGCCGAGAAGAAGACAACGCCUCGACUAACGUGCACCCCAAGAAAAGCGAAGGGGAAACAAACACAAGAGAUAGCUCGGCAGAAAAUUGCCUGAACGGAUCAGAAAAUAGGGAUAACCAGUACACUUCCAGUUUUGAUCUUUCCGGGGGGGAGUUCUUUCAGCUGAAGGAACAGAGUGGAGACGAAGGGGGGGAAGAGUCCAAGGUGGAGAAAAGUAAAGAAAAGCGGAAGAAAAAGAAGGAAAAGGGCAAGGAAAAGUCGAAGAAGAAGAAAAAGAAAAGUAAGAGAGAGGAGGAAGAGGAAAACACGAAGGAGAAGAUCGCCGCAGAAAACGGUGACGAGUCUAAAUUGGAUCGGGGGAUGGAGGAGACAAAACGAAACGGUGGAUGUGACAAAACGGGCGAGGGUGAUGAACCCCACAGGGAAGAGGAAACAGUUAACUUCGGAGAAAACGGAACGGGAGGGGUGUGUGUGGAGGAAGAAAUGAAGAAAACGAAGACAAUGAAAAAGGUGAAGAAGAUGAAGAAGAAAAAGACGAGACGGGAAGAGAUGAAGGUAAACGAAACGAGCUCCACCGAAAAUGACUCCGCUGAAAAUGCCUCAGCCCAAAUGCAACCGGCAAGGCGUACGAACGAACAGAGGAAUCCACCAAACACAAGAAAAGGAAACCAUAACCAUGUUCGCAAGAAGAAGAGCACUACACUAAGUAGCAGCUUUGUUCAACCGCCUUGUAGAAGUAACUCGGAUGAGGCAAACUUCCUACACGUCGUUGACGAAGCCGAUUCACAAAGAAAAGAUUUCGUAAAGGCGCAAGAUGAGCUAGCCAUAAAUUACAUUUCGGACAGCAAGAAGAGUUAUAUAAGCAUACGGAGCAGAAAUAGGGAUAAGGAUAAUGUGAUACAAUUACCCAAGUUGAAUUUGUCAACGCGGGGGGGUCGGUCUUCAUCGGGUGAGGAGAAUGAGACGACAGACGGGGAGGACGUGCUCAUUCCAUUAGCGGAGCUGCAUCAGUGA
Messenger RNA from Plasmodium coatneyi, 1290 nucleotides. RefSeq lists its product as uncharacterized. The transcript has 4 exons. The coding region runs from base 1 to 1290 and encodes 429 amino acids. The record is from RefSeq and is a predicted model, not a curated record. NCBI's taxonomy places the organism in Eukaryota, Apicomplexa, Aconoidasida, Haemosporida, Plasmodiidae.